Chaetomium fimeti is the source of this 843-nucleotide messenger RNA. RefSeq lists its product as uncharacterized. The transcript has a single exon. NCBI's taxonomy places the organism in Eukaryota, Fungi, Ascomycota, Sordariomycetes, Sordariales, Chaetomiaceae. The coding region runs from base 1 to 843 and encodes 280 amino acids. The record is from RefSeq and is a predicted model, not a curated record.
AUGGCGAAGUGCUGUUUGGAGAUGUUGGAGGAGGCCGAGAGGGAUGCGUACCAGGCGCUGCGAUGGCAGUUGGAGAUAUUUUGCCCGGGCAUUGAGAGCGGAGGAGAGGGGUUGGAAUCGAUCCUGGACGCGCUAGUGUCGCAGCUAGAGAACAACACGGAAAAUGCGGAGGUGGUCUCGCCGCACCCGAACCUGCUGGAAUCUCUCAUCAUCUGCUCGGCAGUCCUCGACAAGAGGAGCCCUGGAGCCGGGCGCAACCCCAAGAACAGGACCCUAGCGCUGGUCAGCAAGGAGCGAGUGGGUCGCUAUACGGAUACUCACCAUCUGGCUUUGGCGACCGAUCUGGAGCUGGCCUUCAACUGCCUGGAAGAGGGCGCCGAUGACAACAGCCUCGAUGACACAGAACAACCCGAUGUUGCCAAGCUCUUCCGAGGCAUAUCCCUCCGCUGCGAACGGUCUCUCGGACCCAACCACAUCCUCACCUGGCGGGCGCGACUCGGCUGCCUUUUCACAUCAAACAGCAUGGAUCCCGUACGAGAGCGCCCCAUAUUCAGGCGUGAAGUCUCGACCAUAAUGAACGAGCAGGUCGUGUUGAUGGGCGAGUGCCACCCGCUUGUCCUAGACUCGCGGUGGCGCUUAUUUGCGUUCAACCUCCUGGUCUACCGCGACGAGGACGCGCACCAGAUGGGCUCGCAGCUGCUUGACUCUCUCAGACUCAAAGAGAUACGCCAGCAAAGAAUGAUGGAGAGCCUGCAGCUGGAGGAGAAGGUGGCGAGGAUCUAUGCGCUCGAGCUGACUGACCAUGAGCAUGCGUUGCCCAUCAUCACCGACAUCCUCGAGUAG